AUUCAAUUCAGCCCAACUGACUUCUCGCAACCAGAUUUUCACUCUCUCUCUAUCUCUCUCUCACACAAACACACACUCACCGAUAUAAACACACACACACUCACCGAAAGCAAGACUGUUUCCAGAGUGAAUGCUAUGCAAAUGCAAGCUUUAACUUUCUCUCACCGGACUUUUCCAACGGUAUCUCCGGCGUCGGUAUCCGGAUUUUCCGGCAGAAACCGAAUUAAUACAAUCCAAUGCCGUGCUUCAGAAUCUCCGUCGCUAGUGGUGGAUGAAAAGCGGUUUAUCGAAGCAUCCGAAAAGGGGAAUUUAAUUCCUUUGUAUAAAUGCAUAUUCUCGGAUCAUUUGACACCUGUCCUAGCUUACCGUUGUUUAGUCAAAGAAGACGAUAGAGAGGCUCCUAGCUUCCUCUUUGAAUCCGUCGAACCUGGUUUUCGUUCAUCAUGUGUUGGUCGAUACAGUGUGGUUGGGGCACAACCGGCAGUGGAAAUUGUAGCGAAAGAGAAUAAGGUGACGAUUCUUGAUCACGGAUCGGGUAAAAUAAUAGAGAAGUUUGUAGAUGAUCCAAUGACAAUUCCAAGAAGCAUUUCCGAAGGUUGGAGACCACAACUAAUACAAGACUUACCCGAAGCGUUUUGCGGUGGAUGGGUUGGUUUCUUCUCAUAUGAUACAGUUCGCUAUGUCGAGAAGAAAAAGCUGCCAUUCUCAAGUGCACCAAUAGACGAUCGAAACCUGCCUGACAUUCAUCUUGGACUGUACGAUGAUGUCAUCAUUUUUGAUCAAGUAGACAAGAAAGCAUAUGUCAUUCACUGGGUGCGCUUAGAUGAAUAUCCGUCUGCUAAAAAAGCUUACGAAGAUGGAAUAAAUCGCUUGGAAACAUUAGUUUCUAAAGUACAAGAUAUCGAGCCUCCAAGGCUAUCUCCAGGUUACAUUGAUUUCUGCACUAGUGAUUUCGGACGUUCGCUAGACGAGAGCAGCAUGACACGAGAGGAAUACAUGAAAGCUGUUUUACAGGCGAAAGAGCAUAUUCUGGCAGGGGAUAUUUUUCAGAUUGUCUUAAGUCAACGUUUCGAAAGGAGGACGUUUGCCGACCCGUUUGAAGUAUACAGAGCUUUGAGAGUUGUGAAUCCGAGUCCGUAUAUGAGUUAUUUGCAGGCUAGAGGCUGUAUUAUGGUUGCUUCGAGCCCGGAAAUUCUUACUCGUUUAAACAAGAAAAAGAUAGUGAAUCGACCAUUGGCUGGGACAGCUAGAAGAGGGAAGACAGUGCACGAGGAUGAGAUGUUAGAGAUUAAUCUGCUAAAAGACGAAAAGCAAUGUGCAGAACAUACUAUGCUCGUUGAUUUGGGCAGAAACGAUGUUGGAAAGGUUUCGAAAUCUGGUUCUGUCAAAGUGGAAAAGCUCAUGACUGUUGAACGAUACUCCCAUGUGAUGCAUAUCAGCUCCACAGUCACAGGGGAGUUGCACGAUCAUCUAACCGGAUGGGAUGCACUGCGUGCUGCUUUGCCUGUAGGAACAGUUAGUGGAGCUCCAAAGGUGAAGGCGAUGGAGUUGAUAGAUGAACUAGAAAGAACAAGAAGGGGACCGUACAGCGGUGGAUUCGGAGGAGUAUCGUUUGUCGGAGACAUGGACAUAGCAUUGACUCUGAGAACAAUAGUGUUCCCCACAGAUGUGCGUUACGACACAAUGUUUUCAUACACCCAUGGUAAGAAGAGGAGAGAAUGGGUCGCACAUCUCCAAUCCGGAGCUGGAAUUGUCGCCGAUAGCGUUCCAGAAGACGAGCAGGUAGAGUGUGAACGCAAAGCUGCCGGUCUCUCCAGGGCCAUUGAUUUGGCUGAGUCAGCGUUUGUCAAUAAAACCCGUGAUCAGCCACCAAAGAGUAUCAACUGUGGUGGCGGUGAUGGUGGUGGUGCUGUUGCUGCUUCGCCACUCAAAAUUCCUAGUGCGGAAUUAUUAGUACCGCAGAAUGGAUACUUGGGUGCCUGAAUAAACUCUCAACAACAAGUUUUUCUAAGUUCAGAAUAUAUACCAAAAUUGCAGAAGUAAUAAUUAAAAACCAAUGUGUUUUGAAGAGUGAUUAACUUUUUUUUUUUUUAGUUUUUUUAUUUUAUUUUAUUUUUAUUUUCUUACCUUACCUUCAAUUGCAAGUUAUAAUGUUUCGGUCACAUAUUCAGUGUCUAUUCUAUGCUACAAUUGGUGAAAUUCAUCAUAUUGUUUUCCACCUUUUAUUAA
This is a messenger RNA of Erythranthe guttata (spotted monkey flower), 2229 nucleotides long. Its product is annotated as anthranilate synthase alpha subunit 1, chloroplastic. Gene Ontology annotation, biological process: L-tryptophan biosynthetic process. Gene Ontology annotation, molecular function: anthranilate synthase activity. The record is from RefSeq and is a predicted model, not a curated record. NCBI's taxonomy places the organism in Eukaryota, Viridiplantae, Streptophyta, Magnoliopsida, Lamiales, Phrymaceae.